AUGUCGGCCACCAAGGCUGGGAGCUCAAAGUCGCUCAAUGAUUAUCAACUCGGGGACUCGUUGGGCAAGGGAGCGUUUGCGCAGGUGUACCGUGCUUUGAAUUGGGCAACGGGGGAAACGGUUGCGGUGAAGGAGAUUCAGCUGAGCAAUAUACCAAAGGGCGAGCUCCCGGAGAUUAUGUCUGAGAUUGAUCUACUCAAGAACUUGAACCAUGCAAAUAUUGUCAAGUACAAGGGAUUCGUCAAAACUCGAGAAUAUCUAUACAUUAUCUUGGAGUUCUGCGAGAAUGGAUCCCUGCACAACAUCUCAAAGAAAUUCGGAAAGUUCCCCGAAAACCUGGUUGCGGUGUACAUCUCCCAAGUCCUCGAAGGGCUGCUCUAUCUCCACGACCAGGGUGUGAUCCAUCGGGACAUCAAGGGUGCCAAUAUCCUUACGAAUAAAGAUGGUACCGUCAAGCUUGCUGAUUUUGGAGUGGCUGCGAAGACGGGGGGCGCCACUGAUGCCGCUGUAGUGGGGAGCCCAUACUGGAUGGCACCCGAGGUUAUAGAGCAAUCAGGCGCGACGACGGCGUCUGAUAUUUGGAGUGUUGGUUGCGUCGUGAUUGAACUUCUCGAAGGCCACCCACCGUACCACACAUUAGAUCCAAUGCCUGCCCUUUUCCGAAUCGUACAAGACGACUGUCCGCCCAUACCCGAAGGUGCCUCCCCCAUAGUCAAAGACUUUCUUUACCACUGCUUCCAGAAAGACUGCAACCUACGCAUAUCGGCCAAGAAACUACUAAAGCACCCGUGGAUGCCUGGAGGUAAUGCGGAGAAUAGUAAGACGGAGGGUGCAAGGAGGCCGAAUUUUGAUGAGGCGGUGUUAAAAGUGCAGGAGUGGAACGAAGCUUUGAAGUCACCGUCGAGACCGUCAAAGAAUCCGACGCGCCAUGUGAGACCACAAUCACCUACCCUCCAACGGUAUGCAGAGAUUCCUACGUCAACGUCGGUUGGGUCCCUCGCGUCGAAUCCGUCAGGAUGGAAGGAACAGACAGACAACUGGGAUGAUGAUUUCGAGGAGGGAAUUUCGUUCACCAAGCUUCAAGGUAUGCCCUUCUUAUCUGUUGCGUCUUCUGCUAUAGCACUGGAAAAGACCACCGUAGAUGAAGAAAAACCUGAGGUCGAGGAUAACGCGCAAACGAUUCGGCCUACUCGUAGUCCAGGGACCAAGCCGGUGGCUCUGGCCCAAGCACCGGCCUUGAGUAUAGCUCCCAUCGUAGAAGAUUACUCGGACUUGGCAACUGAGGAAGACGAAGAUUGGUUACAGGAGAAGGUUGCUGACUUUAAGAUGAAGAACUCCGUCCGUCGAGGGCUUUUCCAUCCAGACGACAUCAAAACUAUCGGCCUAGCCAACCCACCACCUGGCCCACUAUCAGCUCCUCUACCCACGCUGUCUAGAAAGUCGUCCCCUGCGCCUGUGGGGAACGGGGGAUCUUUCGGACGUGCGGAAGCGAAGAAGUUGCAGAAUCAGGCAGAGUUUGGAAAGUAUACUGAAGAUGAUGAUGAGGAUUAUGAAGACGUGUUUGGGAAGCCUAAUGGAACUGGUGAGUUUCUUGUAUUGACGACGGAGCACCAGAUGCAGACGCUGCAAUUGAAUACCCGCUUGUCAAAUAAGUCAUGGUUGGGUGAUGAGACGGAUGAAGAGGAUCCAUUUGCUGAGAUCGACGAAGGCUUUUCAGAAGACGAUCUGGACGCCAACCUCCAACGUGACAAAUACGCACGCCUGUGUAACGCAGUGAAUCAGCUCAUAGACGAGCUCACUCCUUCUGCUCCUGAUUUCCAGCUUCGGGAUGCGUGCGAUCAAUUGCUGAAUAUCAUGUCGGAAAAUCCGGAAAUGCAGUCACAGCUGGUUUCAUCGCAUGGUAUGCUUGCUAUUCUGGAGGUGUUGGAGGGGAGAUGUUCGCGGGAUGUUAUAAUGAAGUUGCUUCAGAUCAUUAACUUGCUGGUGACGGAGGACCUCGGUUUCUUGGAAAGUUUCUGCUUGAUUGGAGGAAUUCCGGUGAUGAUGGAAUUUACUUCAAAGAAAUAUCCUUCAGAAUGUCGACUUGAAGCCUCCAACUUCAUUCGUCUCCUUUGUCAUACGUCCGUUCUAACACUGCAGAUGUUCAUAUCCUGUCGUGGCCUAAAAGUUUUGGUCGAUCUCCUUGACGAGGAUUACGGCGAACAAACCGAGCUCGUCGAACAUGCUUUGAAUGGAGUUGGAAGUGUAUUCGAACUGCAAAGCCCAACAACGAAGAACGAUUUCUGCCGCAUGUUCAUCCGUGAGGGUCUCCUGGACCCGCUCUCUGCAGCCCUCCUCAAUGUGAUGGCUAACCGUGGGAAUUCAUCGAACGACACAAAAAUGAAGGUCAUCCAGAUUUUGUUGGUCUUCUCGCAGGUUUCGCAAUCAGAUAUACAUGUCCGGAAUGCGUUGGGAACGAGGAAAGUCAUUCGACGUCUUCUUCGAGCAUGCGAGCUUUUGGAACCAGAAUGCCUUGUUCAAAUGCUCAAGGCUGUCAAGCAUUUGUCGAUGAAUGCCACCUUAUUAGAAGUCCUUCAGAACGCGAACGUUUUGGAAAUUCUCAUUCGCAUUCUGGAUGAGCAGUCGUCUGGCCCUCACAGCACUGAAAUAUCCAAUCAUGUGUUUCAGAUAUGUUAUAACCUCUGUCGUCUCAACAAAUCGCGUCAAGAAGAAGCUGCGCAAGCAGGCAUCAUUCCUUACCUCAAGCGGGUCAUCGAAACAAGUUCGCCUCUCAAGCAGUUUGCGCUGCCUAUUCUUUGCGACUUGGCCAGUGCCGGAAAGAGCUGUAGGACCUUGUUGUGGCAACACGAUGGCGUAUCAAUGUAUGUCAAGUUGCUGGAUGAUCCAUACUUUCAAGUCAGCGCUUUGGAAUCGAUCUUGUCGUGGCUCCAGGAUGAAACUGCACGAGUAGAAGAUGAACUCUUGAAAUCUGAAUCUAUCGACGCCCUCCUCAAAUGCUUCGUAUCGGCAAAAAAUAACUCCUUUGAGAAUCUGCUGGACCCCUUCCUCAAAAUCACACGAUUAUCGACCCCUAUCACCAUAGCUGUGGCCAAAUCAUCUGCCUUCUUCAAACGUAUAGUCGACCGAUUGGGUCACAACAGCAAGGCUGUCGUCCGUCUCAAUCUGUUGCGUAUUCUUCGUGGGGUGUGCGAAGUUCACCCCAAUCGUGCGAUGUUGGUUGAGCGAUAUGGGUUACUUGGGGUUGUAGAGCGUCUCAGCCGUGGUGGCGGUGAUGGUGCUGUUCUCGUCAGAGAACUCGCGAGGGAAAUCGUACCUGCCCUAAAACCAGCAUUGAAACCUGUAGCUGCAAGGUCCAAGACACAUGGAUCGGCGGAUCUCUCAUCCUCGUUCUCUUCUCAGAAAAACUUGGUUAUCGCGCCGAAGAAGGUUAGAAGAGCGGCCUCGGAAACGAACGCGUCUCCCUUUGGGAAUGGUUCUCUUGUUGUGGGAUUGAAUGAUGUGCCUCCCCCUCCGAGGUUGGGCUCCGCGAUCUCGAAUGGUGGUGGCAAGAUGAAAACACCUUCCUCCACAUCUUCAGCAAGGCAACGAUUGGGUGAUAUACCCUGGCAGAACACAAAUUCCUCUGCAGGCAGCCGGCGGUGAUUUGGACAGGAUUCGAACUUGCUUGGUAUCUGGAUACUGUAUACUAUAAUUUCAUCUCUCUCUCUCUCUCCUUCGUUUUGGUAAAUUAUUCUCAAACUGUUUUCAAUCGUUUUCGCAUUUCAUUUGCAUCCC
Molecule: messenger RNA, 3774 nt
Organism: Laccaria bicolor S238N-H82
Lineage: Eukaryota; Fungi; Basidiomycota; Agaricomycetes; Agaricales; Hydnangiaceae
Exons: 24
Coding region: 1-3642 (1213 amino acids)
Biological process (GO): protein phosphorylation
Cellular component (GO): cytoplasm
Molecular function (GO): ATP binding; protein serine/threonine kinase activity
Source: RefSeq, a predicted model, not a curated record